GCAUGGCCACAAAACUACCCUUUCGAGAAGAAUGCGACAACUGGACAUCUUUCCAAGUUGCAGAUCUGCUGAGACAGUGUGGGAUGUACGACUGUGCCAAGACUGUGGAAAAAUUAAACAUAGAUGGAGCUCAGUUUUUGAGUUUAUCAGAGUAUGAGAUGAACAGAUUCAGUAUAAUGGACCAGCCGCAACUUCAAAAGAUAGUGCAUGACAUCAAGAAAAAUGAUAGUGGAAUAAUGAGCAAGUUCAAAAAGUUCCAAAAUGAGCAAGUGGCCUUAAUAUGCAAAACUGGAAAAAAUACUUGGGAUCGGCUGACAAGUAAACCGCCACCAAGUGUACCACCAGUAGAUUAUGUACCAGAGCCUGGAGAGGACGAGGAUCAGUGGUCAGAUGAAUUUGAUAACAGUGAUUAUGAGAAUCCUGAUGAUCCUGAUUCAGACACAUACGUGGUUCCCAAUGGAGACAAUGGCGAUGACAGCUAUGAGCCCCCUCCAAGUGAGAAGGAAAACAAGAAGAUUCCUGCAGCAUUCUCAAUUUCCAGAGGAGAAUACGCAGACAAUCGGUCUAGCCAACAGCAGCCUCGGCCCAUUGCUAAGCCGCUACCUACUCUGCCGGGUCAACCGUCAUCUAAACCAAAGACGCUGGCCUCUUUGCCACCUCCGACUCUCGCUCUGAAGCCACAAAUCCCUCUGAAACAACAGGAAUGCGCCGACAAUGAGGCAGAUUACGUUGUACCUGUUGAUGAUGAAGAGGAAGACGACAAUUACAUUGAACCUACUGAAGAAAGCCCUUCACAACCUAUAAAACCCCCAGCGGUGAACAGAGCUAUCAAGCCCACAACGAAGCUGGAGCCUCCCAGUUCUUCAGCGCUGCCUCCUGCUCCUGUGUCACUUUCCAUGCUAGAUGUCUACGAAAUUCCUGAGGAAGAGGAAAAAUCAUCACCUUCAUUAACCGGGAUUCCCAAGCCGCUCCCCCCAAAGCCUGUUCAGAGAGCAGGAGGACCUCCUCGUGUACAUAACACAGCCAAAGAAUUGUCGAAGCCGGAUGUGUCCAGAAACUUUCUGCCUCUCCCUAGAAACCGUCCUCAGCUCAAAGCCGAUCCUGACAGCUUUGAAAUGCAAAGUGAGGAAAGUCACAACAGCAAUGGAACUCAAGAAUCCAAGUUUCCUUCUGUCGUGAUACCAUCUCCAUUUCCAAGGAUCACGAAAAAAACACCAAAUCCAGCCAUCCCCUCAAAACCAAGCCUGCCUAGUAGAGACCACCUAACUAUGAAUGAAGAUAAACCGAUACCAGCUGAACGUCGCCGGGGUUCCAACCAAGAUCUUCCUCUUCCACCAAUCCCAUCUAAUCUCCACAAACCACUACCACAAAAGCCACCUCUCUCUCUAAGAUCACCGGAUCCCCUGAAUUGCAGCUUAGCUACCCCAUGCUAUAGCAUUUCUAAUACAACAGAACAGGACCCUAGCAUUCACGGUAGAGCAUGGUAUAUGGCUUCCAGUGAUCGAAAAACAGCCGAGGAUGCAUUAUACAAAUCAAACAAGGAUGGAUCUUUCCUAGUAAGAAAAAGUUCUGGACAAGACUCAAAGCAACCAUAUACACUAGUUGUAUUUUACAACAAGCGAGUAUAUAACAUCCCUAUUAGAUUUAUUGAAUCAACAAGACAAUAUGCCCUAGGCAGAGAAAAAAGUGGUGAGGAGCGCUUCGACAGCGUGACAGAAAUAAUAGAAAAUCAUCAACGAAAUUCCCUCGUUCUCAUUGACAGUCAAAACAAUACCAAAGACUCUACCAAACUAAAAUUUAUUACCAGAGUUUGA
Messenger RNA from Euleptes europaea (tarantolino), 1814 nucleotides. It is a transcript of the gene BLNK, whose product is annotated as B cell linker. The coding region runs from base 3 to 1814 and encodes 603 amino acids. The record is from RefSeq and is a predicted model, not a curated record. NCBI's taxonomy places the organism in Eukaryota, Metazoa, Chordata, Lepidosauria, Squamata, Sphaerodactylidae. Gene Ontology annotation, cellular component: cytoplasm. Gene Ontology annotation, biological process: cell surface receptor protein tyrosine kinase signaling pathway; intracellular signal transduction. The transcript has 25 exons.